AUGGCGCUCCAGACCGCGUUUCAUGCUGCUCUACCGAGAAGUCAUCGAUCGCAACUUCAAGUGCUGAAACUAGAUUUCGGCUUCAAUGUAUCCACACUUUCACAAGAAGAAAUCCAGCAAAUUCUCUCGCAGUACGCCCCAUAUCUCAACGAUACACGACGGCUUCAGCACCUUGUGCUUGAUCUUCGCUACAGCACGUUGCUCGCAUCGGAAUUGGAAACGCUGUACUCGAUCAUCUCUAAGGAACUUCCUGACACUCACCGGAUCUCUGUCUAUACUUCCGAGUCGCUGUCAAUGGCGGCUCAUGUCGCAAAGCAAAAACACACAAGAAGAGUGUCCUGUUCAUAG
Molecule: messenger RNA, 348 nt
Organism: Cooperia oncophora
Lineage: Eukaryota; Metazoa; Nematoda; Chromadorea; Rhabditida; Trichostrongylidae
Source: the annotation of a GenBank genome assembly